AAGAAAGGGAAAGCGUAUUUUCGACUUGGUUCAUCUUCAUAAUAAACUUUCCUCCACCUGGUAUAUCAUCAAUCUCUUACUAUUUAUAUAUAGUAUUAGUUUUGCUCUUGAUAGAUGUUGAGGUCUUAGUUUUUCACUGAAUUACCUGAGAAUAUAGGAGCACGACCACCUUCUCUUGACAUGUAAAGAUGCAGCCAUUGCUGCAAAUGGACCUCUCGCACGCGCAAAGAACGCGGAGCAACAAGAAACGGGCUGACGGCAGCUCCAAGACGAAGCGGGCAGCUGUCGGGAGCAAUGCAGCCUUCGAGCCUAAUGGGGGACCUAAUGUGCGAGGCUUUUUCGCAAAAUGGGAUCGUGGUCUAUCGCAGAUCCGGAAAGACCUUCAUGACGAGGCGUGCUUGAUGGGCCAGGAACGCGAGAAGAUUGGCCGCGACAAAAUCGCUCUUGGAAUGGCACCAAGUGAUGUGCCACCUCAAAUUCUAUUUCAUCUAGACAAUGGGCCAGGUGGUGGGAGUGAAAAUGGCGAACAAAAAGGUGGGGGAAGGGGUUCAGCAGGUGAAUCUUGUUCUCCGGAUAACCGAGCAAAGCGCUUUUCAUCCAAAUAUGCGGCAUAUUAUCCCACGACAUCUUCUACCGGUGCACCCCCACCUCCAGCACAUGGCAGCAAGUUCCCGACGACCGGAGCAGAUGACUCAGAGUACAGCACGACGACGUCACCGAGACCACGACGGAAAAGCGUCAAUAGUUACAACUACGACGAGCAGACUCCAACUCGCAAGCCGCCUAAUGUCGGAACUUCAUCAGGAGGAGCCACUGCUUCUAAUUUUUAUCGACAUGCUACUUCGACGUCUGCAAAUCGAGGACAGCAUAAAACCACAGGCAGUAAAAGCACUGCGAACAAUAAGGCGAGAAGUUCUCCGGCAAAUAGAAAUACUGGUACCAGUGGCGCUAGUACUAGAAAGACUAGGCGAGGACCAGCAGCGCGAAUGUACGAUUUCGAUCACGAUUUCCCUGACGGAAUCGGUGACACCAUUGGCGAUGACGAUGAUUUUGGCCUCUUCUACGACGACAAUCCGUAUCUCGGAGGCCCCGAUCUGGCAUCGGCAGCCGAAUAUCGCAGUAUGUGGCGUGAACAUGAUGACGAUUUUCGUAAGUUCCAGGAACAAGCGCCUGCGCCGGCUGAGCCCGAUAUUCAAGAUGGGGAGAGGCCGAACAAUGUUGUAGCGUCGUCACCACCUCCAGAAUCGUCCUCCACAAAACUUUCCGCUCUUCGAUACGAGGACGUACUUCAAUUUGAUACUACGACUAGAACUACUCGAAAACAUACUCGAUUGAUUGAAUCCUACCAUCUGCCUUACAUUUCAUAAUUUUCGCAAACAUGAACAUGUUAUGUCGAGGAUCUUGCUGAAUUGUAAUCGCAAACAUCCUGUUCCCCAUGCAUUUUAAGAUAUCAUCGACAGAUUCCGUGGCCUCCGGUGGCGAGUGAUAUAUUGGAGUUUUGUGAAAGCAUCUGGUCUCCAGGGCACCCAAAGCAGGCAUAUCGGAUUGCAUGCCGUCGCUGGCACCCAGACAAAUUUUUGGCACUUUACGGUCACCGUAUCGAGUCUCCUGUCGAACGCGAGAAAAUUCAGAGCAAACUAACUGAAGUCUUUCAACAGAUUCAACAAGCGCACGAAAAGAGAAGUCGCCAUAUUGCAACUCGUGUCCGCGGGUCAUGAAUCUUACUUUCAUUCAAUGUAUAUAGUCGAGAUAGAUUUUGAUUUUAUUUUUUAAUAUUCUUGAUUCACUUUCACAUCAUCAUCAUUGAUAAUGAUAUUGCAACAUUUUAUGAUUACUUCUAACCAAGAUUAUUGUCGCUGUAGUGGAGAGAACAAAAUCUGAUCAAACAUUAAAAGACGGAGUACUCGGAAUAGAAAUGCACACUUUGCAAAACCACUAUCAUAAAAAUGAUUUCGAAUGUCGUGUUUGUUCCGAUGGUGACAGCGACGCCGUGGGGCACGUGCGAGCGAUUUUCACCCAAGUAGACACAUAUCACCUAACUUGUCCUUGUUUACGUUUUGCAAAGACUUUGCACAGGUUUUUGCCCCAACAGGCUUUUAACGUACCGACGAGACGCCCCCGCGAUUCUCACCCCGCGCAAGAAGUGCUCCUCUUCACCUUCUUGUUUUAUCUCCACAAGCAGCGAUAACGCACCAGAUGCAACUCCUGCUUGAAAAAGAAAUUGAACAUCAAUAAAAAUGACGGCACAUCUUUUUUACCGUUUCUUGCAGCAAGCGUUUUCAGAUGGUUCUUUGUGGGAAGUGGACAUGUUGUUUCGUG
Molecule: messenger RNA, 2319 nt
Organism: Amoebophrya sp. A25
Lineage: Eukaryota; Dinophyceae; Syndiniales; Amoebophryaceae
Source: the annotation of a GenBank genome assembly